AGCGCCCGCCGCCACAGGUCCUGUCCGACCCCCACCUCCUUUUCGCUCCCCGCCCCUCUCCCCUCGCUCCCAACUCCUCCCCCACAGCCUCUCCCUCCCUCCUCCCUCUGCUCCGUUCCCUCCUCUCCGCUCUUACCCGCGCGCCGGGUCGGGAGCUAGUUGGAGCGCGGGGGCUGCUGCCAGAGCCCAGCUCCGCGGAGCCGGGCGGGUCGGCCGCGCGUCCAGCGGCUGCGGGAGGAACCGAGCCUAGCGGGCGCGGGCCCGGGUCGGGACUGCACGGGAGCGCCGAGCGGAGGGCCGGGGGCCGCUGCUGCGCGGCCGCCCCAUUCCCAGACGCGUCGCCGGCCCUUCUGGUUUGCCGCCUCCGCUCAGUGCCGCCGAGAGCCGGGAGCCGCCGGGAACCGGGCACCUGCGCCUGCAGCCCGGAGGAAAGGAAGCACACGACCGGCUGGUGUUUGGGAUGCCGAGGGGUGCCUGCGGCCCCGCGCCCCACCUCCCCCGCUGGCCUGUGAACAUUCAGCUGCUCGCUUCCCCAGCUGAGACUUCCCCAGCCUGCCUAGGACUACAGAGGGCCCCACCAUGGUGUUCCCGGGACCCCUGGCUGUCACCCUGUUGCCACCCAGCCUCACACUGCUAGUGUUCCACCUCUCCAGCUCCCAGGAUGUCACCAGUGACCCCAGCAGUGAGCAGCUGUGCACCUUGAGGGAACACCCCAUCGUGGCCUUUGCAGAUCUGAAGCCAUGGAUCUCUAACUUCACCUACCCUGGAGCCCGAGAUUUCUCCCAGCUCGCUCUGGAUCCCUCCAGGAACCAGCUCAUCGUGGGAGCCAGGAACUACCUCUUCCGACUCAGCCUUGCCAAUGUCUCCCUCCUCCAGGCCACAGAGUGGGCCUCCAACGAGGACACGCGCCGCUCCUGCCAAAGCAAAGGGAAGACUGAGGAGGAGUGUCAGAACUAUGUGCGAGUCCUCAUUGUCGCUGGCCGGAAAGUGUUCAUGUGCGGGACCAAUGCCUUCUCCCCGGUGUGCUCCAGUAGACAGGUGGGGAACCUCAGCCGGACUAUGGAGAAGAUCAAUGGCGUGGCCCGCUGCCCCUACGAUCCGCGCCACAACUCCACAGCUGUCAUCUCCUCCCAGGGAGAGCUCUACGCGGCCACGGUCAUCGACUUCUCGGGUCGGGACCCCGCCAUCUAUCGCAGCCUGGGCAGUGGGCCACCGCUCCGCACUGCCCAGUAUAACUCCAAGUGGCUCAAUGAGCCAAACUUCGUGGCAGCCUAUGACAUCGGGCUGUUUGCGUACUUCUUCCUGCGGGAGAACGCAGUGGAGCAUGACUGCGGGCGCACCGUGUACUCCCGGGUGGCCCGCGUGUGCAAGAACGACGUGGGGGGCCGCUUCCUGCUGGAGGACACGUGGACCACGUUCAUGAAGGCCCGGCUCAACUGCUCCCGCCCGGGCGAGGUCCCCUUCUACUACAACGAGCUGCAGAGUGCCUUCCACCUGCCCGAGCAGGACCUCAUCUACGGGGUCUUCACCACCAACAUAAACAGCAUUGCCGCUUCUGCCGUCUGCGCCUUCAACCUCAGUGCCAUCUCCCAGGCUUUCAAUGGCCCGUUUCGCUACCAGGAGAACCCCAGGGCUGCCUGGCUUCCCAUCGCCAACCCCCUGCCCAAUUUCCAGUGUGGCACCCUGCCGGAGGUGGGCCCCAACGAGAACCUGACGGAGCGCAGCCUGCAGGACGCCCAGCGCCUGUUCCUGAUGAGCGAGGCCGUGCAGCCGGUGACACCGGAGCCCUGUGUCACCCAGGACAGCGUGCGCUUCUCACACCUCGUGGUGGACCUUGUGCAGGCCAAAGACACGCUCUACCACGUGCUCUACAUCGGCACGGAGUCGGGCACCAUCCUGAAGGCACUGUCCACGACGAGCCGCAGCCUCCGCGGCUGCUACCUGGAGGAGCUGCACGUGCUGCCCCCCGGGCGCCGCGAACCCCUGCGCAGCCUGCGCAUCCUGCACAGCGCGCGCGCGCUCUUCGUGGGGCUGAGCGACAGCGUGCUGCGGGUCCCGCUGGAGCGCUGCGCCGCCUACCGCAGCCAGGGGGCAUGCCUGGGGGCGCGGGACCCAUACUGCGGCUGGGACGGGAAGCAGCAACGUUGCAGCACGCUCGAGGACAGCUCCAACAUGAGCCUCUGGACCCAGAACAUCACAGCGUGUCCUGUGCGGAACGUGACUCGGGAUGGGGGCUUCGGCCAGUGGUCACCAUGGCAACCAUGUGAGCACUUAGAUGGGGACAACUCUGGCUCUUGCCUGUGUCGGGCCCGAGCCUGCGACUCCCCCCAACCCCGCUGUGGGGGCCGCAACUGCCUGGGGCCUGCCAUCCACAUCGCCAACUGCUCCAGGAAUGGGGCGUGGACCCCGUGGUCGUCGUGGGCCCUGUGCAGCACGUCGUGCGGCAUUGGAUUCCAGGUCCGCCAGCGAAGUUGCAGCAACCCUGCUCCCCGCCAUGGUGGCCGCAUCUGCGUGGGCAAGAGCCGGGAGGAGCGGUUCUGCAACGAAAAUACGCCUUGCCCGGUGCCUAUCUUCUGGGCCUCCUGGGGCUCCUGGAGCAAGUGCAGCAGCAACUGCGGGGGUGGCGUGCAGUCGCGGCGGCGGUCCUGCGAGAACGGCGACUCCUGCCCGGGCUGCGGCGUGGAGUUCAAGACGUGCAACCCCGAGGGCUGCCCCGAAGUGCGGCGCAACACGCCCUGGACGCCGUGGCUGCCGGUGAACGUGACCCAGGGCGGCGCGCGACAGGAGCAGCGCUUCCGCUUCACGUGCCGCGCGCCCCUGCCCGACCCCCACGGUCUGCAGUUCGGCAGGAGGAGGACAGAGACCAGGACCUGCCCCGCCGACGGCUCGGGAGCCUGCGACACCGACGCCCUGGUGGAGGAUCUCCUGCGCAGCGGGGGCACCACCCCGCACACGGUGAGCGGGGGCUGGGCCGCCUGGGGCCCGUGGUCGUCCUGCUCCCGGGACUGCGAGCUGGGCUUCCGCGUCCGCAAGAGAACCUGCACGAACCCGGAGCCCCGAAAUGGGGGCCUGCCCUGCGUGGGCGAUGCCGCAGAGUACCAGGACUGCAACCCCCAGGCUUGUCCAGUGCGGGGCGCCUGGUCCUGCUGGACCUCAUGGUCCCCAUGCUCAGCCUCCUGCGGUGGUGGCCACUAUCAACGCACACGUUCCUGCACCAACCCCACACCCUCCCCAGGCGAGGACAUCUGUCUCGGGCUGCACACGGAGGAGGCACUGUGUGCCACACAGGCCUGCCCAGAAGGCUGGUCGCUGUGGUCUGAGUGGAGCACGUGCACUGAGGACGGAGCCCAAAGCCGCAGCCGGCGCUGUGAGGAGCUGGUCCUAGGGCCCAGCACCUGUGCUGGAAACAGCAGCCAGAGCCGCCCCUGCCCCUACAGCGAGAUUCCCGUGAUCCUGCCUGCCUCCAGUGUGGAGGAGACCACUGGCUGUGGAGGGUUCAAUGUCAUCCACCUGGUGGCCACAGGUGUCUCCUGCUUCCUGGGCUCUGGGCUUCUGACCUUGGCAGUGUACCUGUCCUGCCAGCACUGCCAGCGCCAGACCCAGGAGUCCACACUGGUCCAUCCCGCCACCCCCAACCACCUGCACUACAAGGGUGGGGGCACCCCCAAGAACGAGAAGUACACACCCAUGGAGUUCAAGACUCUGAACAAGAAUAACCUGAUCCCCGACGACAGAGCCAACUUCUACCCAUUGCAGCAGACCAAUGUGUACACGACCACCUACCACCCCAGCCCGCUGAACAAGCACAGCUUCCGGCCCGAGGCCUCACCUGGACAACGGCCAAGAACUUGCUGCCUUGCUUGGUGGGGGCCCAUCUGGCUUCAGAGAGCUCUGGCUGGCGGUGACCAUGGGGGAGAUGACUGGCUUCAGGCUGGCACAUGGCUGCAGUUCCAGCUCAACCCAGGUCUCUCAUGGCCUCCUGGUGACCCACCGUCGUGCUGCUCUCCCCUGCCAUGUCUGCGCUGUGGACCUAUGGGGCAUGUGAGGAAUUGGAGAGUGGAGAUGGCAGGGGCAGGCUCAUAGGUUUGGGUUGGAAAUGAUGGCCUGUGUGGCCAUCACGGGCCAACUCUGCCCCUCUCUGGCUGGCCCCAGGAAGGGCCUGAGAUCCAUCCUGAUUAUCUCUGAAAGAAACUAAUCAGAUGGCCCUGGUAGCUCUGGAUUCUCUGCCCAGGGAUGGGCCAUCGUGGUGUUGCCCCAGUGUGACAUGGGGAUCAAGGCUGGCCCAGGCUGUCCACCUUUGCUUAGCAGUCUGUACUUUGCCCAUGGACAUCCCUCUGGUCAGAGGCAGUGAGGACUUGGGACUGGACACUGAUCUUUGCUGAGAAGCCCUUUAAUCUGGGCUGGCACAGGCCUCAGCCUUGCCCUCAGAAUGCACGAAAGAUGGCCCAGGAGAAAGGGAGGCAGGCGUCCAGCCUCCGUGCCACUAUGGAGACUGUCUUCCAGUUGCUGCUCAACAGAGCUGUUGGCUGAGACCUGCUUGGGAGUCUUUGCUGGCCCCUCAUCUGUUCAGGAACACACACACACACAGUCACAACCUGCUACAGCAACAAAAAGGAUGUUGGGCUGUGGCAUUAUUAUUAAAGACGAUAUCCAGUCUCCAAAUGUAAUUUUGUCUGCGUGCGUAUGUGUGUGGGCUCCUCUUGGCAUGGUCUUGUCAAUCAGAGCAAUGCACUUGGUUGACAGAUGGUCUUCUCAGGAUGGAGGAAAUUACCCAAGUGGAGUUUGACUUUAAUAGUGGAUAUCUUUCGAUUUGUGAGUAUAUUUGCACACACAUCUUGCCCUAAACUUUUGGAAAAGAGAUCAGGGAUAAAUAAAUUCAUAAGUAGGAACACAAGGUACACCAAGGGUAACACGACACGGGAGAUUUCUGCCUGUUCCCUUGGCAGUUCUUCCAGGCAACAGUUCCAGAGCAGAAAUGUGUGUGUCCAGCAAAGGGGCAUUCAUGAGGGUUAUUUUAAGAGGUAUUUAAAAUACAGAGUUUAAUAAAAGCAAAACUGACUGAGAAAUGAGUAAACCUGUGAGGUGGGGGAAGCCCACUGUAAUUUUUGCUGGAUUAAA
Molecule: messenger RNA, 5118 nt
Organism: Equus quagga
Lineage: Eukaryota; Metazoa; Chordata; Mammalia; Perissodactyla; Equidae
Gene: SEMA5B
Product: semaphorin 5B
Exons: 24
Coding region: 580-4083 (1167 amino acids)
Biological process (GO): axon extension; positive regulation of cell migration; negative regulation of axon extension involved in axon guidance
Molecular function (GO): semaphorin receptor binding; chemorepellent activity
Source: RefSeq, a predicted model, not a curated record